AUGGAGUCACCUUCUAAGUUUGCUGAAGGCACUGGAGAAUGCAGCAGCAGCAGUGAGUCUGGUUGGACUUUGUACAUCGUCUCCCCCGACCACGACAACGAUGAUGGUGGUGGUAGUGAUGAUGAUGAAGACUGUGUCAUUGGCAAUCAAAUUGAUGGCUACAAGAAGGGCGUUGAUGAAGAUGUCGAAAGCGAUGACUCCAUGGCUUCUGAUGCAUCCUCCGGGCCGAGUGAUCCGAUAAUUAGACAUGGCUGGAUGAGCCGAGGUAGUUUAUUACAUGCUGGCAAGAAGGAUGAAGGAGAUUAUGUUGGCAAGAAGCAUAAACAGCAAGUAGUGAAUAAAUAUAAUCAAGAAAAAGGAAAGGCGGGAAAGGGUACACCUGUCAGCAGAGCAAACAGCGCUGAAAGAUCCAAGAAAACGUAG
Molecule: messenger RNA, 423 nt
Organism: Andrographis paniculata
Lineage: Eukaryota; Viridiplantae; Streptophyta; Magnoliopsida; Lamiales; Acanthaceae
Product: protein SOB FIVE-LIKE 1-like
Exons: 1
Coding region: 1-423 (140 amino acids)
Biological process (GO): cytokinin biosynthetic process
Source: RefSeq, a predicted model, not a curated record